Pistacia vera is the source of this 1728-nucleotide messenger RNA. RefSeq names its product glutamine synthetase leaf isozyme, chloroplastic. Bases 172 to 1470 code for a protein of 432 amino acids. The transcript is spliced from 14 exons. NCBI's taxonomy places the organism in Eukaryota, Viridiplantae, Streptophyta, Magnoliopsida, Sapindales, Anacardiaceae. Gene Ontology annotation, cellular component: cytoplasm. Gene Ontology annotation, molecular function: glutamine synthetase activity. The record is from RefSeq and is a predicted model, not a curated record.
UAUAUGGGAAAAGCCAACAAAACUUUUUGAUAUCAACCUCUAUUAUUUUAAGACCUGGCACCAAAAACAACCAUUUGAGUCUUUCUCUUAUUCUGUCAAGGCAAGCUUGGAGAUCAUCAUUUUGGUUGCUCUUCAAGACACUUCUGGCGGCUCUCAGGGGAGUAGGUGGAAAUGGCACAGAUUUUGGCACCUUCGACGCAAUGGCAGAUGAGCAUGCCAAAGACCUCAAACCUUGCAAGUUCCAUGACCACAAAAAUGUGGAGUUCUCUGUUGCUGAAGCAGAACAAGAAAGCAGCGGCCAAAAGUACUGCUAAAUUUAGAGUGCUCGCUGUGAAGUCUGAAAACAGCACUAUCAAUAGGCUGGAGAAUCUACUAAAUUUGGACAUCACUGCAUACACAGAUAAGAUCAUUGCUGAAUACAUUUGGAUUGGAGGUUCUGGGAUCGAUUUGCGUAGCAAGUCAAGGACAAUCUCAAAGCCUGUUAAACAUCCAUCUGAGCUUCCUAAAUGGAAUUACGAUGGAUCAAGUACUGGACAAGCACCUGGUGAAGAUAGUGAAGUGAUUCUAUACCCUCAAGCUAUUUUCAAGGACCCUUUCCGUGGAGGCAACAACAUCUUGGUCAUUUGUGAUGCAUACACGCCAGCAGGCGAGCCCAUCCCUACAAACAAACGCCACAAGGCUGCUCAGAUUUUCAGUGACCCAAAGGUGGUGGCUGAAGUUCCAUGGUAUGGGAUAGAACAAGAGUACACCUUACUUCAAACAAAUGUGAAGUGGCCCUUGGGUUGGCCUGUUGGAGGCUAUCCAGGUCCUCAGGGUCCUUAUUACUGUGGAGCUGGGGCUGAUAAGUCGUUCGGCCGUGACAUUUCAGAUGCUCAUUACAAGGCUUGCUUAUACGCUGGCAUUGACAUAAGUGGCACCAAUGGGGAGGUUAUGCCAGGCCAGUGGGAAUAUCAAGUAGGUCCCAGUGUCGGCAUUGACGCUGGAGAUCACAUCUGGAUUUCGAGAUACAUUCUUGAGAGAAUCACAGAGCAAGCCGGUGUUGUUCUCUCACUUGAUCCGAAACCGAUAGAGGGUGACUGGAAUGGUGCUGGAUGCCACACCAAUUUCAGUACCAAGUCUAUGAGGGAAGAUGGAGGGUAUGAAGCAAUAAAGAGGUCAAUCUUGAAUCUGUCACUUCGCCAUAAAGAUCAUAUUAGUGCAUAUGGUGAAGGAAAUGAAAGAAGAUUGACAGGAAAGCAUGAAACAGCCAGCAUCGACACAUUUUCUUGGGGGGUGGCUAAUCGUGGUUGCUCAAUUCGUGUGGGACGUGACACUGAGAAACAAGGCAAAGGUUACUUAGAGGAUCGGCGUCCAGCUUCAAACAUGGACCCUUAUGUUGUGACCUCAUUACUGGCAGAAACCACAUUAUUGUGGCAGCCAACACUUGAGGCUGAAGCUCUAGCUGCUCAGAAGCUGGCGUUGAAUGUCUGAGGUUGGUUAAACAUCAACUGAAGGAACUCAUAAAGCAAUCUCUUGGAUUUAAAAAGCCGAUGCAUGGGGGAGUUUUUUUUUUUUAGUUGUUAGAGAGAGUCCUGUAAAUAAAACGUCCAAGAGUCAGUGGUUCUACCUGCUCAAGAUUGGAGAAUGGUUUCCCAGAUGGAGGACGGUCUGUGAAUCAGAUGUGUUCACAGUUGGUUUCAAUUUAUGCACUACUUGGAUGCUUGCACCAUUAAUUUUCUUUCAUACCUU